GUUUCUUCUUCUACUCCAAAAAACUUUUCCUUCCACAUUUCAUAAAAAAAAAAAAUCUUAUUCUUAUAAUAUGACUAAAACGACUUCGUUUUGGUUACGAUUGAAUCAAGUGACGAAUUCGUGACUGAAAAACUCGUAAGUUUCCAAAUCGAACACGAAAGUACUUCGUGCGGUGAAUUUCGAUGGACUUUGAAGAAGCGCGUGAUAAUCUACGCGCUAUAAGACUCUUAUAUAGGCUUCUUGAAGAUAACAGUAUCGCUUUGCAAGAUUCGAAUUCAGAGAAUGUGGUUGAGAGAGCUCAUGUUUUGUUGAAAAGUUUGCUUGAUGUUGCUGUUGAAGUUGUUUUUGAGACUCAUUUAAAGAUAAUGGCAACACAAGCAGAGAACUCUAAGAAACUCACUGAACAAGAAAAACUUGUGACCAUGCCACAGUCAAAGUCCUCAAUGGCAACCAACAUUUCUCAAACUACGGAAAAAUAUCAAACUCGCGGUACAAUGAGUUUACAGAAGGAUCAGCAGCCUCAACUGGAAUUACUAUCUAAGAAAGACUUGUCGGAGCUGUCGAAUAUCAGCAUCUCUGAUAUUCGAGGAACGGAAAGUAAAACGCUAUGCAGUUUAGGUGAGGAGAACGGUAUGAUGCAACAUAAUGUAGUAAAGGAACAAAACCAAUGUAAUGAGGGUAUUUCACCAAACAUAGAGAGUAAUCAUCAUGAACAACAACAACAUGAUAAUGUGAAUACUUUAUAUGGUCUUGAUGAGCAUGCGGAAGAAUCGUUGCAAAUGUUAGACGUGAAAGCUGACGAGUCCAAUGAAGAAAAUAAUAUGCCGUUGCAAAAUGAUAUUCGUGAAGCUGAAUGCAAUUCUAGUGCUGCCAGAUUUGCUGAAUGUGUAGAACAGAAGGGUGAUUUCUCUGAUGAUUUGGUUAAUGCAAUGAAAAGAAUUGAAUCUCGCAUUUUGGCUUUUCAACUUUGUUCAAAAUUGGUUGAUUCCAGUAAGAAUGGCGCAGUUGGCCAUCCUUUGCACAAGGUAGCUAAUUUGGGAAGUCCCGAAAUGCCAAGAGAAGACAAUGCUGCAAGAAGUCAGUUGUGUUCUAAUAGGUCUCUCUUAGAAGGAUACAUGAUAAAGAAUCAUCAGACAGAUAAAUCAAGUUCCAAAGUUGAAAAAUUGAGUUCAAAAAAUGCAGUCGAUGAACCCUUUUUAGCUCGAAGCGAAUCAUCGAGUCCAAAUCAGGUGGCAAAUCAGAAUUGUGGGUUUCAUACUAAUACAGAAUCUGCAAAGAAUGUUGAUAUACCAAAACAUAUUGAUACCCAGUCAGUAUCAAGAGGAGAAGAAUUGAGAAGUGGAACUAGAAUUCAAACUUCAGCACAAAACAUGGUAAUGAUAGAUAGAGUUAAGUCAUUGAAUAGGUUAGUUAGUAGUAAUAGCCACAUGAAGAAUCAAACUAGUGAGUGUAUUCAAGGUUUAAGGGUUCCUUUGAAUCAAGAUGGUCUUAUUGAGAAGCCUUCCAAUUUUGCUCAUCAAACCAAUAAGGAAAGUUUGGUCAGAAAAACUCCUGUACCAGCUUGGUCUAAGACUGAUCAGAAUCAAAAUGAAAUGGGUUCUGAAUCUUCCCAUGCACAAAAGAAGUUAGUGAGAUCCACACCAAAUGUUCCGCGGAGAGAAAAGCCGCCGUCUCAUCAGAUGGUGAUAAAACCAACACUAUUGGACCAGAAAUCCAGUGAGAUUAAGGUGAAUUCUCAUCAACAUAGAGACUGGCCAGUUUUGGACAGAACAGGAACUCAUAAGACAUCUCAUGUUGAUCUUUCUAAGACCAAAGCUCGAGUUCGACCGCAACUUCAUAAACAGGAGGAAUCAAGCUCAAGCUCAAGCUCAAACUCUGACUCUUCUUCUCACUGGACAUCUCAGCAAGACAGUGUCAAUACUAAUAGUGAAUCUGAGGACUCUUUGUCAGUUGGGACACAAGGUCCCAAAUUAGGAAGGAUAGUUGAUGCAUCGGAUGAAGGAAACUCAGAAAAGAGUAGUGAUUCAUAUCUCAAUAAAGAAAAUGGCCCUUCACAUAGAGUUCAAAGUUUAAAAUCUUAUGAAUAUCAUAGUAAAAGAAAUUCUAAGAAAACAAUUGGAGGCCUAAAGAAGUUGAAAAAUAAGUUGGGACUAAUCUUUCACCAUCACCACCAUCAUCAUCAUCACCAUCAUGAUGAUAAUGAUAAUGGUAACAUUCAAUCUUAUAAAGGUCCUAGACAUUCAAUGUGGAACCACCUGCAGAAUGUUUUUCAUCACAAAAACAACCAUGGGAUGAUAACAAAUAAAAAAGAUGAGAAAACAAGGAGAGGGGCUAUUACAAAAGUCUUGCCUCACAGAAACCAGGUAGGGCAGUUUCAUAGACUUGUGGAAGGGCUGUUGAGACACAUUCGACAUUCGAAAAAACCGACGCCUUCUUCCAAGCAUGGUUUGGUGAAAGGGUCUAAAAAUGUUGAACAUGGACAUAGACAAAAGAAGCAGCAUCGUUGGCAAAUUAUUCCACGGCGACGCCGUGGAGUGAAGUUGAAAAACAAAGGCCUAGUUAAAAAAAUGGGGUUCAUGAGUCAAAAAUCAAUUAAGUACUAAGAGCAUCUUCAAUGUGUGCUCUAAAUAUUGUUCUGAAUUAUAAUAGAGUUUUAUGUUAAAUUAUGUACAUGUAAUAAUAAUAUCUACAAUAGAACAUGUUCUUGCAGUACUCUUGAAUGGCAACUAGGUGAUUCUCCCAAUUCGGUUAAUGAUAGCUUGGUGAAUCUGAUUUUAUUCUGUUGACUUAAAGCAGUGUAGUUUAGAUAUUUAACUGUAUAUUACUAUCAAUGAAGAUAGCUAGAGUAUUUGAAGUUGUUUA
This is a messenger RNA of Cicer arietinum (chickpea), 2862 nucleotides long. RefSeq lists its product as uncharacterized. Lineage: Eukaryota; Viridiplantae; Streptophyta; Magnoliopsida; Fabales; Fabaceae. The record is from RefSeq and is a predicted model, not a curated record.